Molecule: messenger RNA, 1584 nt
Organism: Rhinocladiella mackenziei CBS 650.93
Lineage: Eukaryota; Fungi; Ascomycota; Eurotiomycetes; Chaetothyriales; Herpotrichiellaceae
Exons: 4
Coding region: 1-1584 (527 amino acids)
Source: RefSeq, a predicted model, not a curated record
AUGAGCUCGUUCGGGUCUGCCUCUGCUACGGCUAUUGCUUUAGCAGUUCUCUCUGGUUGUUGUGUUUUGGUUCGAUUUUGGGUUCGAAUUGCCUUUGUCAAACAUGUUGGUCCAGAUGACUAUCUCAUCGCUCUUGCCUGGGCCGCCUCAGUGGCCAUGGCAAUAGUAACUCGUCGCGUAUUACACAAUUCGACGCUUAGUGGCUCCACAGAAGAUGAUCCUAGCAUCACGACGUUAUUGAGACAACGAUGGUCAUCCAGCAUCACCUAUAAUUUGGCUGUCUUACUGCUGAAAGAUUCUCUGCUCUUACAAUACCUUCGGUUUUCAGUCGACAUAGGCUAUCGACGUGCAUGCUGGGCAUUAGGCACAGUCAUCACCUCUUACGGUAUCUCGGCCUUAUUGGUGGGCUUCUUCUCCUGUCGACCUAUCGCCUAUAGCUGGAAGAAUAACGUUCAAGGCGGCAAAUGCAUCGACCUGAUGGCAUUUUGGCUGUUCAACGCUUCGUUUAAUUCGACGGCCGACAUCAUCGUCUGUGUUCUCCCGAUCCCAAUUCUGAAAGCUUUGCAAUUACCCGGGAAGCAAAUGGCCAUUCUAAUUAGCAUUUUCCUGCUUGGAGCUUUUGUUUGCAUAUCAUCCAUCGUCCGUCUUGUCUCGGUGUACACAGCAACCGCCAAUGACGAAAACAACCCAUCGACAGCUCUAUGGUCCGCCAUCGAGGUCAACAUUGGAAUCUUUUGCGCCUGUCUCCCGUCCCUCCGCCAUCCCAUUACACAAUUGACCCCCCGAAUUCUCGCCGUUCGCCGGAAGUUCAAUACGUACUCUCAACCCCCAUCGAACACUUUGAUCAACGUCGAUCCCAAGUAUCCGGAAUUGAGUGUAAGAUCCCUGGGCGCCCGAUGCAGCAGUCCCACCACCGAAAUCUCAAACGGCAAUCUAGUGGACCUGUCCAACUUGAGCACUCAGACCAGCGUUGACAAUGAGAUCAGCACUUCUGACAUUUCUUAUCCUCACUCCCGCGACAUGGACAGUAGUAAUCCUGUUUACUUUCCUCCUACAACAGCAACAACAACGCCCACAGCCACAACCACGAUGGUUACAACAUCCGAAUCCAAAAAGGGUCCGUCAACAACCGACAAACCUCUCCCACUCCCUGCAGCCCGUCCCUCGGGGCCUCGUCCACAUCUACAGAUCAGACCACAUAUCCACACCAGCACCAGCACCAUCCCCCUUCCUGUCGAACCACUCACACCGCUGGCCUCGCCCAGGACGACCUCGACCUCCGUCUUGACAACCAGGAGCACCAGAGUCCGAAGCGAUAUCGUCCCCUGGGACGCCUGCCCCUUGGCCCAGGGCUCGACGUACAGCUAUUCAAUCCAUGGCGGACCGCUGGCCCUCGAGGGCACAAGCCUCGAACACUUGAUGUCACGGUCUGCGCGGGAAAAGGCGCGGCGCGAAAAGGAACGCACACGGCGGAAACGGCGCGAGAAAGAAAGGGAGGCCGAGAGACAACGUGAGCGCGAGCGGCAGAAGCAGAAUGGUCAGAGACCAAAGGGCCCACGCCAGAUGACGAGUAGUAAGCGGUGA